Fulvia fulva is the source of this 4185-nucleotide messenger RNA. Its product is annotated as 3-hydroxybenzoate 4-monooxygenase. The transcript has 8 exons. Gene Ontology annotation, cellular component: membrane. Gene Ontology annotation, molecular function: FAD binding; calcium ion binding. NCBI's taxonomy places the organism in Eukaryota, Fungi, Ascomycota, Dothideomycetes, Mycosphaerellales, Mycosphaerellaceae. The coding region runs from base 1 to 4185 and encodes 1394 amino acids. The record is from RefSeq and is a predicted model, not a curated record. Gene Ontology annotation, biological process: transmembrane transport.
AUGUCUUUCCUUAACUCAUCGCAGGGCUCAUAUGAUCUAGAAAGCGGCAAAAAGUCGGCAGGAGCGACAGUGACCGACGUGCAGUCAGAAAAGAGUGCACGUCCGGUCCUUGGACUCAGAAAAACGUCUGACAAGGUCUUGAAGACCAAAUCUUCAGGAGACAGCAGCGAGAAGCUUGCUGGGUACGUUGGGGAAGAAGAUGCCCUCACCAAGAUCGGGAACGUCUUGUUCAAGAUCCACAGCGCCUCAAUCAUCACAAGAUAUGCCCUAUACAUCCUGCCGGUCGCCGCUCUCUUGUCGAUACCACUAGUCCUUACAGCCACGGUGUAUGCGGACAGCAAGGCUGGUCCUAUCCGCCUGCUCGGUCUCUUCGUCUGGAUCGAGAUUGUGUGGUUGUCGCUCUGGAUCUGCAAGCUGAUAGCCCAUGGUCUGCCUUUCGUGUUCGAGGCGACUUGUGGGCUAGUCAGUGGUGGGAUUCGCAAGUACAGUCUCGUAUUGAUCUCGCUUGAAAUCCCAGUCUCACUAUUCUUCUGGACCAUCGUCAGCUAUGCCACAGCCGGAACAAUCUGCAUAUGGAACAAGGAUCAGUGCCAUAACUCCAAGAAUUGGCUCGAUACCCUCAAGACUGUGUUCAAGGCUGGUAUCGUUGUCGCUGCGAUAUUCUUGGCGGAGAAGACCUUGAUUCAGCUGGUCAGCAUCAACUAUCACAGGAAGACGUAUCACGACAAGAUCAAGGAAAGUAAGAAGCUAAUAAAGUUGUUGGACCUGCUCUACGAUGCUUCUCGAGCACUCUUUCCAGAGUUUUGCAGGGAAUUCGAAGAAGAGGAUGCCGAGAUCCAGGGCAACACCCUGGCAGAUGUUCGCAACCAGUUGGCCAAGGCUGGUGUCAAUCAGAAAGUCUUCAACAUGGGUCGUGUUCGUGACAAGGUCACAGCAGCAUUUGGGGCGAUGGCUUCCGACAUUGCCGGCAAGCAAGUCUUCAGCACCACAUCAGCACACGCGAUUGUCAUCGAAGCCUUGGAAUCGCCCCGUUCCUCAAAAGCUUUGGCACGACGUUUGUGGCUGUCCUUCGCUGGCGAAGGCAGGGAAGUGCUCUACAGACAAGACCUUGUAGAGAUUCUCGGCGAACAGCAGAACCAAAAAGUAGACGAGAUCUUUGGCCUUCUAGAUCGAGAUGGCAAUGGCGACGUAAGCCUGGACGAAAUGGAGAUGCUCGUCGUCCAAGCUGGCCAAGAUCGCAAGAACAGGGCAACCUCGAUGCACGAUAUCAGCCAAGCAAUCGCCGUCCUGGACCGGCUACUUUCUGCAGUCGUUCUGGCUGCCGUCGCGUUGAUCUAUGCGGCAUUCUUCUCGCCAGCAUUUGCGGCUAAGACCACUCAGCUCUGGACGACAUUCACGGGCCUUGCCUCCGCAAUAGGCGGAACGGUGACAGAGUUUCUCAGCUGCUGUAUCUUCCUCUUUCUCAAGCAUCCAUACGACGUCGGCGAUCGGGUCAACAUCAACGAGCAAGAGCUCAUCGUCGAGCGAAUCAGCUUGAUGUACUCAGUUUUCAGGAGGGUCGAUACCAACUCAACCCUUCAAAUCCCCCACAACAUCGCAAACUCGCUAUGGAUCGAGAACAUCAGCCGCAGCCAAGCUAUGCGCGAACGUCUCACAAUUGCUGUCGCCGCAACCACGACUCAAGAAGAUAUCCUAGCUCUGAGAGGAGAACUGCAGAAGUUCGUAGCAGCUGACGAGAACCGCCGCGACUACCAACAAGAAUUCGACAUUGAACUGCGCGGCGUCGGUGACCUCAAGCAACUCGAUCUGCGCGUCGAGAUCCGCCAUAAGUCAAACUUCGCCAAUGAGAUGCUCCGCAAUCCCCGCCGGAACAAGUUCAUGUGCGAGCUUCUCGCCGCCGCCAGGAGAAUUCCAUUAGAGCCACCGGGCGGAGCAGCGCCUGCUCUGGGCGAUCCUGCUAAUCCGGCAUACUCGGUCGCUGUAUCUGAUCUCGAGGCGGUCGCGGCGAGAGAGAGGAAGGCGAAGGAUGUGGAGGCUAGUCGAUUGUUUCCGAUAGGAGGGACGUAUGCGAAUGCUGUGAGUUCGGCGGUUCAGAAAUACGCUCCGAGUGUGGUUGGGAGUGUAACAGGACGUCGGCCUAGUGCUGGUGAUGGUGAUGGUGACAGGAGGAGUGGAGAGUCGUUGAGGGUGUCGAGGGAUCAGGAUAGGCCGGGUAGAGGAGCGAUGAGGAACCUCUACUACUUCAGCAUGCAAUUCCACGUCGAUGGCUUCCAAGGCUCGAGCGAUCCGCUCGUGACGCAGUACAACGGCGCCGAGCCUGACUUCCAAUCAAGCCUACCCGAAGAGGUGGAUGUACUAAUCAUCGGAGCUGGGCCAGCAGGACUCUUGCUAGGGGCUCAACUCGCACGAUUCCCAGACAUCACCACGCGCAUCAUCGAGACGAAACCUGGGCGACUUGAGCAAGGACAGGCAGACGGCCUCCAGUGCAGAACGAUCGAGAUCUUCGAGGCAUUCGGCUUUAGCGAACGAGUCCUGAAAGAGGCGUAUUGGGUCAACGAGACCACUUUCUGGUCACCUACCGAAGAUGGCAAGGGCUUGCGGCGAAGUGGCAGGAUACGAGAUACAGAAGAAGGCUUGAGCGAGUUUCCACAUGUCAUACUGAACCAAGCUCGACUGCAUGACCUAUGGCUGGACUGUAUGAAAUGGUCUCAGACGCGUCUAGAGCCUUCAUACAGCCGGAAAAUGGUACAUGUGGACAUUCCCAAAGACUCAGGCCCAAUCAACGUCACAGUCGAACGAUUAGACGAAGCACACAAAGGCCAACAAGAACACGUGCGAGCGAAAUACGUUGUAGGCUGCGAUGGAGCUCGAAGCGGUGUUCGACAGACUAUCGGCAUCGAGAUGAAGGGCGAUUUCACCAACAGCGUAUGGGGCGUACUCGACGCCUUGUUAGUGACUGACUUCCCUGAUAUCCGCCUGAAGACAGCGAUACAUUCUGCGAACGAUGGCAGUAUCCUCAUCAUUCCGCGAGAGGGCGGGUAUUUGGCUAGGUUCUAUAUUGAGCUGGACAAGCUGGGCAGCGGCGAACGGGUUUCUUCGAAGAAUGUCACGGCUGAGGUGCUGAUAGAUCGAGCGAAGCGGAUUUUCGCGCCUUAUAGGUUUGAUGUGCGGGAGAUUGCUUAUUGGAGUGUCUACGAAGUAGGGCAAAGACUUACAGGUCAUUUCGAUGAUGUGCCGAAAGCUGAGCGACAUCUGCGAGAUCCUCGUGUGUUCAUCGCUGGUGAUGCAUGCCACACCCACAGCGCGAAGGCUGGGCAAGGCAUGAACGUUUCUAUGAACGAUUGCUACAAUCUCGGCUGGAAGCUGGCCGCAGUGUUGCAUGGCACAUCGCCGACUAGCUUGCUACACACGUACAGCGAGGAAAGACAAGAUAUCGCCCGGAUGCUCAUCGAUUUCGACCGUGAGAUGUCCCGAAUGUUCGCCGCGAAACCUAAGGAGAAAGCCAGUGAGGACGACAAGGACUCCGUCGAUCCAGCAGUCUUCCAGGACUAUUUCACCCAGCAAGGUCGCUUCAUGGCAGGUGUCCAGACGAAAUAUAAACCUGGUCCGCUCACGUCUGCGGAUACGCGAUGGCAAGAGCUAGCUACUGGAUUUGAAAUUGGGACGAGGUUCCAGUCUGUGCAGGUCCUUCGUGUUGCAGAUGCAAAGCCUAUCCACCUGGGCCAUGAGUUCAAAGCAGAUGGGCGAUGGCGUAUCAUUCUGUUCGGUGACAAGUCUGCCCCUACAUCGCCCGCCAGCCCAAUAUCCAAGCUCUGCGAUGCACUCCACAAGGAGAUCAUUCCCAGAUACACCUCAUCGAACGCUGAUAUCGAUUCGAUCAUAGACGUUCGUGCCGUCUUCCAACAGUCACGCAAAACCUUAAACAUCACGGACCUUCCGCAAAUUCUGCUCCCACGUAAAGGAAAGCUCGGCAUUCAGGAUUACGAGAAGGCGUUUACGGACGAGGAAAGCUACGGAUUUGGUUUUGGAGAGAUUUACAAGACCCGCGGCAUCGAUCGAGAGAAAGGGUGUGUGAUUGUCGUGCGACCUGAUCAGUAUAUCAGUGCCAUCAUGCCUCUAUCGGGAGAGACGAGCGGUAUGCUCAGAGCGUUUUUUGAUGGGGUUAUGAAUACCACGGGAGAGUAG